UGUGCGCGCCACUGAGUUCCAGGCAUGGAGGGAGGCGGGCUGGGCCUCACCGUUUGCGUGCUGACUGGGGCCUCCCGGGGCUUCGGCCGCGCCCUGGCCCCGCUGCUGGCCCGGCUGCUGUCGCCCGGGUCGGUGCUGCUCCUGAGCGCACGCAGUGACUCGGCGCUGCGGCAGCUGGAGGAGGAGCUGGGCACACAGCAUCCAGGCCUGCGAGUGGUGCGCGCAGCAGCCGACCUCUGCACCGAGGCCGGCGUGCAGCAGCUGUUGUGCGCUGUGCGCGAGCUCCCCAGGCCCGAGGGGCUGCAGCGCCUGCUGCUCAUCAACAAUGCAGGCACUCUUGGAGAUGUUUCCAAAGGCUUCGUGGACGUGACCGACCCAGCUGAGGUGAACACUUAUUGGACUCUGAACCUGACCUCCAUGCUCUGCUUGACCUCGGGCACCCUGAAUGCCUUCCCGGAUAGCCCUGGCCUCAGCAAGACCGUGGUUAACAUCUCGUCUCUGUGUGCCCUGCAGCCCUAUAAGGGCUGGGCACUGUACUGCGCCGGGAAGGCUGCCCGAGACAUGUUGUACCAGGUCCUAGCUGCUGAGGAACCUGGCGUGAGGGUGCUAAGCUAUGCUCCAGGUCCCCUGGACACAGACAUGCAGCAGUUGGCUCGAGAAACCUCCAAGGACCCAGAGUUAAGGAACGGACUGCAGAAGCUGAAGUCGAAUGGGGAGCUGGUGGAUUGUGGGAUAUCAGCCCAAAAACUGCUGAGCUUGCUGCAAAAGGACACCUUCCAGUCUGGAGCCCACAUAGAUUUCUAUGACAGUUAAGUCCGUGUCCUACCACAGUGCCCUCCCCAGCCCUGCCUAACACAAACAUAAGCCCUCAGACCCAGCCAGCAGGGCAUGACUGGCAUUACCAGCCAUCAGAAGGCUUCUGCGGGGGCUUGAGAGAGAGUUGUUGGGAACUGGUAUCCCCAGAAAGAGAACUGCAGAACUGGGAAGAGGAGGGGAACCUAAACACUGCAGAGAGGAGGCUCAGUGUCUUGUCUGUGGGGUGAAGAGGGUGUGCCCUGAUGCAGAAAGAGGAUCGAGGGCACCACGGUGAUGGUCCUUGAACUUCUUUGUUCUGCUGCCGUCUUCCUGUGACACCAAUGUUUCUCCCCCGACUCUGCUCCAAAUUCAUAGCUGUAAGGCAGGUGCAGUAGAGUCCAUGUUGCCCUUCGUGCAUGCCUGCUGCCCUCUUCUGCAGGGUGCAGGAGUGAUACCUCAGUUCACUAGCUAGGGUGUCCUGAGCACGUCACUGCUCGCUCUUCCAGAGCACUGCCAGACAGCUGUCUGCCUCCUGUCAUUGAAGCCCACAGGUGGUUAAUAUAGGUCCAAAGUCAUUAAGAUAGAAAUACCAGGACGCCUGCGCCUUUGUCAUGCGUCUGUCCACACUGACCCACCUUUACUGCCAUUUUCCUGAGGGUCCCAGAGCUAGGCAGUGAGUAUCCAUCCUUAGCGCCCAACGCACAGCAGACAGCUCUCACAGUGAGGGCUUGGAUUUCUAGUUCAACCCCUUGCCAACUGGAAAGUGCUGUAAAGAGGCCCAGGCUCCUGUAGUGGCCUCUAGCCCACCUUUCUGCUUUUGUUAAAAGAAUCCUCUGGUCCUCCUUGUGCCCAGCAGAGGGCGCACUGGCGCUGUGCAGCGUGAAAAGGUGGGGCUUGCCCCUUCUGCAGAGCAUGCCACAACUGUUGAGGAUUCCCCAAGGUGGAAGGGGGUAACUUCUGUCACCUUUCCCUGUGGACUCUUUACCCUCUCUGAUGGAAAUGGCUGCUUCAGACUUCUGCUCUUCUGACCAGCUGGUACCCACAGCAAGUUGCUCUUGUGCCUCUGAAAUGACCAUGUAUUACAAUGCACUUAAAUAAAGUUUUGCAC
This is a messenger RNA of Chionomys nivalis (European snow vole), 1903 nucleotides long. Its product is annotated as sepiapterin reductase. The coding region runs from base 25 to 813 and encodes 262 amino acids. Lineage: Eukaryota; Metazoa; Chordata; Mammalia; Rodentia; Cricetidae. The transcript has 3 exons. Gene Ontology annotation, molecular function: sepiapterin reductase (NADP+) activity. The record is from RefSeq and is a predicted model, not a curated record. Gene Ontology annotation, biological process: tetrahydrobiopterin biosynthetic process.